Messenger RNA from Gadus chalcogrammus (walleye pollock), 1412 nucleotides. It is a transcript of the gene chia.1, whose product is annotated as chitinase, acidic.1. Gene Ontology annotation, biological process: chitin catabolic process; carbohydrate metabolic process. Lineage: Eukaryota; Metazoa; Chordata; Actinopteri; Gadiformes; Gadidae. Bases 33 to 1400 code for a protein of 455 amino acids. Gene Ontology annotation, molecular function: chitinase activity; chitin binding. Gene Ontology annotation, cellular component: extracellular region. The record is from RefSeq and is a predicted model, not a curated record. The transcript has 12 exons.
UUUACAGAGAGAGAUUGACAUCGGGAAAAGCCAUGGCCAGACUUGGUCUCCCCACAGUGUUUGGAGUUCUACUCGCGCUGCACACCGCCACAUCCACCAAGCUGGUGUGUCACAUGACCAACUGGGCACAGUACAGGCCCGCUUCCGGUAAAUUCUCCGCUGACCACAUCGACCCGUUCCUCUGCACCCACGUGGUGUACGCUCUGGCCACCAUCAACAGCUUCAACCAGCUCAUCCCCACCGAGUGGAACGAUGAGGAUCAGUACAAGAUGCUCAACAACCUCAAGGACAUUAACCCACUACUCAAAACCUUGCUGUCUGUCGGAGGUUCAACCAAUGGCAUCAGUCCAUUCAUCGGCAUGGUUUCCAAGCCGGAGAACCGCGCAGUCUUCAUGAAGUCAGCCAUCAGCUUCCUCCGCACAAACAACUUUGACGGCCUGAACCUGGACUGGGAGUUCCCCGGGCAGAGUGGCAGCAUGGGGUCCGACAAGGACCGCUUCUCCGAUCUCGUUGCGGAGCUGGACGAGGCCUUCGUGCAAGAGGCCAAAGAUACCAGGAAAACCCAGCUGCUCCUGACAGCAAACGUUGCUGCUUUUCUGCCUAUCAUCAACAGGGCCUAUGAUGUGCCCAAAAUCGCCCCUCACCUGGACUUCAUCAACGUGAUGACUUACGACUAUCACGGCCACUGGGAGGCCCGCACGUCACACAACAGCCCGCUGUUUAAAAGCAGCAUCGAUUCUGGCUCCCAGCUUCAACACAACAUUAACUCUUCCAUCUCCCAUUGGCUGUCUCUGGGAGCCCCUGCGGACAAGCUGCUCCUCGGCUUCUCCACCUACGGCCGCACCUACAGCCUCCGGGGCUCCGACAGUACCCUUGGUGCCCUAAGCACCGGGGCCGGAGAAGCGGGCCCUUACACACGCACCGCUGGCUUAUGGUCCUACUAUGAGGUCUGUUCUUUCAUCAAUGGAGCCUCUGUCAACUGGAUCCCUGAGCAGAAGGUGCCCUAUGCCACCAACGGUGUUGUCUGGGUCGGAUACGACAAUGUGCAGAGCUUCGCUGCCAAGGUCGAGUGGAUGAACAGCCAAAGCCUGGGAGGAGCACAUGUGUGGACCCUGGACCUGGACGACUUCAGCGGCGUCUUCUGCUCGGAAGGAGCCUACCCUCUGGUCACCAACCUGAGGAACUCCAUGGGCUUCCCCCCUAAGCCCACCGCCCCCCCACGGCCAACCACCACCAAGGACCCCAUCGUGUCCUUCUGCGCGGGACGACCUGACGGCCUGUACGAAAACGUGGCAGACAAGACCACCUACCUGCAGUGUUUCAACGGCAUCACCUACGUGCAACGGUGCCAGCCUGGACUCAUCUACUACGACGCCUGCAAGUGCUGCAACUAUCCCUGAGAGCCACCGGAG